AUGUCCGACUUGACACAAAUUUCAACCUCACUUCAACGAGUUAUCCUACCAAUCAAUGCCCUUCUUGGUAUCAUAGGUAACUCCCUCAAUAUUGCCCUACUCAGUCAACGUUGUUUAUUUUAUCAUGCUUGUUCUCGGUAUUUUCUUGCACUUGCUGGUAACAAUCUAUUUUAUUCAACUAUGCUUUUGACUUAUCGUAUAUUGUCUAAUGGAUAUCAAAUUAAUAUAACCACUAAUUCAAUCAUCGCAUGCAAGAUUGUUAAUUAUAUUAGUACUUUAACUACUUUUCUGGCAACAUACUUCAUUAUACUGGCUUCUAUUGAUCGAUGCUGUGCCAGUUCACGCAAUGCUCAAAUACGCAAGUUUAGUAAUGUUCGAGUAGCACAUUGGAUGAUCUUUCUUGUUGUUGGUGUACUUGCAUUAUUUUUCAUUCAUAUCUUAGUUAUAUAUGGAUUAGAGCCUGAUAAAGGCUUUAUAUGUAUGAUGCAAGCCAAUACAACCUAUUUUCAAGUAUACAUCAUCAUACAAGUUCUUCUCUUUACUGUUGUUCCACCUAGUCUCAUGAUUAUGUGUGGUAUUAUUACAAUAAAAAAUGCCAAGCGUUCACGUAUAGCUCCAAUAAGUGUUUCACGUUUUAGUCGUACUGAAAAUCAACUAGGUCAAAUGCUUUUCUUUCAAGUUGGUGCACAAGUUUUGCUCACUCUACCAACGAGUGUCAGUUACCUUAUUGGUACUUUCCCUAACUACAUUCGUACUACACCUACCUAUGCUUUUGUGGCUGCAGUCUUUCAAGUGCUCAUUACUUUUUCAAUUGGUAUGCCAUUCUUUUCAUAUAUUCUAUCUAGUCGUGUGUAUAGAAAACAACUUAAAGAAUUAUUCCACAAAACAUUUCGAAAAUGUGGUGGCAAUCAAAAUGAGCAUUCAGUAAAUCAAAAUAAUGUUCCACCAGAUAUAGCGGUGGCCUAG
This is a messenger RNA of Adineta steineri, 966 nucleotides long. The record is from the annotation of a GenBank genome assembly. NCBI's taxonomy places the organism in Eukaryota, Metazoa, Rotifera, Eurotatoria, Adinetida, Adinetidae.